Messenger RNA from Amoebophrya sp. A120, 1309 nucleotides. The record is from the annotation of a GenBank genome assembly. NCBI's taxonomy places the organism in Eukaryota, Dinophyceae, Syndiniales, Amoebophryaceae.
GGUGCAGAUGAGUUCCCGCAGUUGAUGCAGUGGAUGAACAUCAUAGCGCCGGCACUUGAAAAUGCAUUCUUCUCCGAAAGCAUCUGAUAAAAAUCAUCCAGCUUUUCCAGCGACAGUACCGGGUUGUCGUGGAUGAACACCGUCAUACGGUAUCCUGAGGAAAAACGUCCCCAACCCGUAGUUGUCAUGCAGAUUGGCAACGACAAGCAAACUUGUGAUGCGCAUCCCCAUGAAAGGCGUUUUCGAUCGUGUUUUGAAAUCUGUGAUGCUGUACACAGGAUGAGCAGCUGGGUUUGUAAUGCGGAUGACCUUGCUAACCUGCACUACACUACAGACGGCAACUUGUCAUGCGCUACAGCCAAAACUUCUGGAUUUGUGUUGCGAGAUCCCCAUCUUGACUCUGGGGUGGGAACGUUUUCACACAGGAUAUCCGGAUGGAGUUCAUCAUGUCCAUCGACAUGGAGCGGAGCGCCGGGUUUUCCCUGAUGUGAACCUCACCCCGGACAUUCCCGCCAAUGUUCAUGAAAAGUAAAUCGGGAUUGCUGUGCAAAAUAAUCGACGUCCGGUCUUGCGCGGUGACCCCGAUAUAAGCGAAGUCCAACGUUGUGGUGGUGGUCGUGGUCGUUGUCGGGGGUAACGUCGUGCUUCCAUCAUCGGAAUUCGACUCAAACACCACCAAGCUCGGACCGGAAAGGGUUGGUGGCCCCGCCGUCGCGAGCAGAACUUGCCCGGGGCCGGCGACAACCGCCGUUUCGGUUGUCAACAGGUUCCCGUCUCCGUCUCGCUCCCCCACUCGCGGCCAGUCGAUCGGCGGACCGGUUCGUGGCGUGUUGAAGAAGUUCGCUAGCGGGUUCAGGGAAUUCCCAUACGCCAUUAACAAGUACUGGAGCUUCAUGUUGUUCGUGAUCUCGAUGUUGUUGCUGAUGUAGGUGACUCGGGGGAAAUUCAUGCUGUUCGCGAUCGGGUUCGACCGCGUGAUCCAUCGCCGGGUGCUGUACGUAUACUGCCCGAGCGGAUUUUCCGCCGUGGUGAAACCCAUCUGUGUAGUUGUGAGAGCACGAGGAGAGGAGGAACCUUGUUGUUCAAGUCCAGGCUGACCACCACCACCGUCUUCAGAUUUAUUGUUCUUUAUUUCAUCUGGGUAGUGCGUCCGAUAACCCGGCUCCGAAAGCAUCCAUAAUAGUCUUCUCCGAAAGCAUCUGAUAAAAAUCACCCACCUUUUCCAGCGACACAAUUCCCUUACAAGCCACGCAUUACAGGUUUUCUCUGUCUUGUAGAGCAAAUUUGUGAUGCUGUCGACCAAAGAUAG